Molecule: messenger RNA, 852 nt
Organism: Ochotona princeps (American pika)
Lineage: Eukaryota; Metazoa; Chordata; Mammalia; Lagomorpha; Ochotonidae
Product: histone H2B type 3-B
Exons: 1
Coding region: 324-704 (126 amino acids)
Cellular component (GO): nucleosome
Molecular function (GO): DNA binding; protein heterodimerization activity; structural constituent of chromatin
Source: RefSeq, a predicted model, not a curated record
GGAACCCUCGCCACCCGCCCGGACGCGCACGGGGAGUUCGCGAACUCGCGACGCAGCGGAGGACCCCUGGCCAGUCCAGACAAAGGACUCGGACAAGGCCUGACCUCCGCCCGCUGCGGGGCGGCCGCGCUUCCUAACUGGCUCCACGACGGCCCAAUGGGAAAGGAGAACCAGCAGCCUCUGUUUGCAUAAGUGCCUGUUCGGGGGAGACAACCCAUCCAAUCAGACGCUGAGGAUUUGGACCCUUCAUUUGAAUAUAGAGCCGACAAGUAGCGCUGCCCCCACCGCAUUGCAGCGCCUGUGCGAGUGCUUGACUUCUCGUCAUGCCGGACCCCUCUCGCUCGGCUCCGGCCCCCAAGAAGGGCUCCAAGAAGGCCAUCACGAAGGCCCAGAAGAAAGACGGCAAGAAGCGCAAGCGCGGUCGCAAGGAGAGCUACUCCAUCUACGUGUACAAGGUGCUCAAGCAGGUGCACCCCGACACGGGCAUCUCGUCCAAGGCCAUGGGCAUCAUGAACUCGUUCGUCAACGACAUCUUCGAGCGCAUCGCCAGCGAGGCGUCGCGCCUGGCGCACUACAACAAGCGCUCCACCAUCACGUCGCGCGAGGUGCAGACGGCCGUGCGCCUGCUGCUGCCCGGCGAGCUGGCCAAGCACGCCGUGUCGGAGGGCACCAAAGCCGUCACCAAGUACACCAGCUCCAAGUGACGCGCGCCCCGGGCGCCUCGCACCCAAAGGCUCUUUUCAGAGCCACCCACGCGCUCGAGAAAGGAGCGUGCCACCUGCUUGGUCGUGCAGUGAGUGUCCUGGGCCUGUGUGAGCCUCUGCUCCCUGCUGGCGGACCCCCACCGCCGCA